AUGACUGAGUUAAUUGACAUUCUCGAAAAACAUAAAAAGAUUACAAAAGAAAUGUCUAUAAAGAUUCACAAAUAUUUAAGAGAAGUUAAAGCACCAGUAACUAAAGAUUCAUUUGAGGACAGAAUUCGAAUACCUUUCGAGAAGAGAGCAGAGUUAUCAAAGAAUCUAGUAGCAAAACAACUCUUUAACAUUAUGUCUAUUAAAAAAACAAACCUAUGUUUAUCUGUCGAUUUGACAUCAUCUGUAAAAAUUCUCGAACUUCUAGAAAAAAAUACAGAGAAGAAACUGAACAUGGCUUCAAAGAAUCCAAAUAUAAUUACUGGUUUUGUAUGCCAAAAUAAGGAUACAUUUAAAGAUCCUGGGCUGUUACAAUUAACUCCUGGCGUACAACUCGAAAGUGCUAAGGACGAUCUGGGUCAAGUAUACAAUACACCAGAAAAAGUAAUUUUAGAAAAUGGUGCAGAUAUUGUGGUUGUUGGGCGCGGAAUAGUCAAUGCAAAGAGCCCAGAAGCACAUAUCGUUUACAGAGAUGCUUUAUGGAAAUGUUAUUCAAAAAGAAUCUCAGGUAAAUUAGAGUAA
Messenger RNA from Achroia grisella, 579 nucleotides. RefSeq lists its product as uncharacterized. Gene Ontology annotation, biological process: UMP biosynthetic process; 'de novo' pyrimidine nucleobase biosynthetic process. The coding region runs from base 1 to 579 and encodes 192 amino acids. The record is from RefSeq and is a predicted model, not a curated record. NCBI's taxonomy places the organism in Eukaryota, Metazoa, Arthropoda, Insecta, Lepidoptera, Pyralidae. Gene Ontology annotation, molecular function: orotate phosphoribosyltransferase activity; orotidine-5'-phosphate decarboxylase activity. The transcript is spliced from 3 exons.